AUGUACCCGAUCCCCCUUGACUGGGCCGGCGAUGGAACGACUGCGAAACCCAGAAAAGCCAGCGAAGCGGCGACGACACUGCCAGAGCACGAAGAAGACGUAAUCGACCCAACCACUGGCGAGAUCGAGAUCGUGUGGAGACCCCGUAACGUACGCCUGACCGACGACGCAGCCAUUGCCUCGCUUUGCAUUCACGAAUCACGACAUAGUUACCGCACCGAAAACCUCGCUUGGGACUUCGACUCUAAAGGAGAGAUCCGUAAGACAAGAGUACCACACGGACCAACAAUUACGAUCUCGCAGAACGGUCUCCCAACACUCCCAGCGGAUGCAAUACAUCCGGCUGGCUACUACGCGACGGCCAUAGGACAGGAGCGAAGUUCACUGGAGGUUUGGUUUUACCGCAGAUGGUCCCGCAGCGGUCUUACGGGUUGUAAUGAAUUAGACCCUGGUCGUCGCUGGUCACUUCGGGCCAAGUAA
Molecule: messenger RNA, 480 nt
Organism: Penicillium psychrosexuale
Lineage: Eukaryota; Fungi; Ascomycota; Eurotiomycetes; Eurotiales; Aspergillaceae
Exons: 2
Coding region: 1-480 (159 amino acids)
Source: RefSeq, a predicted model, not a curated record